CACAGCCUUGAUUGCGUAUUCCAAAUCUGAAUUCGAAGUCGAUCAUCGUCGGAAGAGUUUUACAUGAUGGAUCUUCGAAGGUCUAACAUUAGACAGGUAUACGAGCAAUGCGCUCAAAGCAGGAUUCGCAUGUACCACUAUGUACACACACCACGCAUAAUUAUAGAAACUCUCUCGGUCGGAAUAACGUACGUCCUGACACUUGUGUUGGCUACAUCUGCAUUUUCCACCCCUGCGUGGCGUAAUCAAGCCCAUCUUCAAAAGUGGGCUAGCUCGGAAUAUGUUCACUGUCUACAGUGGCCAGUCACUUCGCGGGUUCUUCCAAGAUUAGAUACGAGCGAUACAUUCUUGAGGAUGUUCAGUGCACUGUGGAACACGAGGGCAAGAAUUUUGGGUUAUAGGUAACCUCACUCGCUGUGCUAUUUUGGGCGGCAAUGUUCACACGUGGUGGUAGACAGUGUUUGUAGAGAAGUUGUGGUUCGAUGAGAGGGUCGUGGGUCGUGUGCCGGGCAGAGUGCUGUUUCUGAACAUACUUGCGCAGACUCGGUGUCGAUUACCGU
This is a messenger RNA of Paraphaeosphaeria sporulosa, 560 nucleotides long. RefSeq lists its product as uncharacterized. The record is from RefSeq and is a predicted model, not a curated record. The transcript has a single exon. Lineage: Eukaryota; Fungi; Ascomycota; Dothideomycetes; Pleosporales; Didymosphaeriaceae. The coding region runs from base 67 to 405 and encodes 112 amino acids.